AUGCCGACUUCGCUGCACCCGCAGGCCAAAUUCGAUCCUAUCCCGCCUGAUCUGGACUUGUAUGGCUUGGUCGACAAGACUCCGAAUUUCAAGUGGGUUCAGCGCGUAUCAAGAACCCAAAUACGCAAUCUUGGACAACAGGAGUUUGAGAAGCUGGUGUUAAUUCACGUCAUCGCUGGCGGUAAACCCCUGGUCAUUGAUGGAUGGGAUGGUGUUCUACCAAAGGGGCUUUUCGAUGUCCGCUGGCUGGAGGAGACGUACGAUAAGCAACAGACGAGCGCCGUCAGCGCCUUUACUUGA
This is a messenger RNA of Fusarium tjaetaba, 300 nucleotides long. RefSeq lists its product as uncharacterized. The transcript has 2 exons. NCBI's taxonomy places the organism in Eukaryota, Fungi, Ascomycota, Sordariomycetes, Hypocreales, Nectriaceae. The record is from RefSeq and is a predicted model, not a curated record. Bases 1 to 300 code for a protein of 99 amino acids.